This is a messenger RNA of Chionomys nivalis (European snow vole), 1113 nucleotides long. It is a transcript of the gene Wnt1, whose product is annotated as Wnt family member 1. The transcript has 4 exons. Gene Ontology annotation, biological process: canonical Wnt signaling pathway; cell fate commitment; multicellular organism development. The record is from RefSeq and is a predicted model, not a curated record. Gene Ontology annotation, cellular component: extracellular region. Gene Ontology annotation, molecular function: cytokine activity; frizzled binding. The coding region runs from base 1 to 1113 and encodes 370 amino acids. Lineage: Eukaryota; Metazoa; Chordata; Mammalia; Rodentia; Cricetidae.
AUGGGGCUCUGGGUGCUGCUGCCCAGCUGGGUUUCUGCUACGUUUCUACUGGCACUGACCGCCCUGCCCGCAGCCCUGGCCGCCAACAGCAGUGGCCGAUGGUGGGGCAUCGUGAACAUAGCCUCCUCGACAAACCUGCUAACGGAUUCCAAGAGUCUGCAGCUGGUCCUAGAGCCCAGUCUGCAACUACUGAGCCGCAAGCAGCGGCGACUGAUCCGCCAGAAUCCGGGGAUCCUGCACAGCGUGAGUGGAGGACUGCAGAGCGCAGUGCGAGAGUGCAAGUGGCAAUUCCGGAACCGCCGCUGGAACUGCCCUACCGCUCCGGGGCCCCACCUCUUCGGCAAGAUCGUCAACCGAGGCUGCCGGGAAACAGCAUUUAUCUUCGCAAUUACCUCCGCCGGGGUCACACAUUCGGUGGCGCGCUCCUGCUCCGAAGGCUCCAUUGAGUCUUGCACCUGUGAUUACCGGCGGCGCGGCCCUGGGGGCCCCGACUGGCACUGGGGGGGCUGCAGCGACAAUAUCGACUUCGGCCGCCUCUUUGGCCGAGAAUUCGUGGACUCUGGGGAGAAGGGGCGGGAUCUGCGCUUCCUCAUGAACCUUCACAACAACGAGGCAGGGCGCACGACCGUGUUCUCUGAGAUGCGACAGGAGUGCAAAUGCCACGGGAUGUCCGGUUCAUGCACGGUGCGCACGUGUUGGAUGCGGCUGCCCACACUGCGCGCUGUGGGCGACGUGCUGCGCGACCGCUUCGACGGCGCCUCCCGCGUCCUUUACGGCAACCGGGGUAACAACCGCGCUUCGCGGGCUGAGCUGCUGCGCCUGGAGCCAGAAGACCCCGCGCACAAGCCGCCCUCUCCUCACGACCUUGUCUACUUCGAGAAAUCGCCCAACUUCUGCACAUACAGCGGGCGCCUGGGCACAGUCGGCACAGCCGGGCGUGCUUGCAAUAGCUCGUCUCCGGCGCUGGACGGCUGCGAGCUGCUGUGCUGUGGCCGGGGCCACCGCACGCGCACGCAGCGCGUCACCGAGCGUUGCAACUGCACCUUUCAUUGGUGCUGCCACGUCAGCUGCCGCAACUGUACGCACACGCGCGUACUGCACGAGUGUCUAUGA